This is a messenger RNA of Oncorhynchus nerka (sockeye salmon), 6766 nucleotides long. It is a transcript of the gene wdr62, whose product is annotated as WD repeat domain 62. Lineage: Eukaryota; Metazoa; Chordata; Actinopteri; Salmoniformes; Salmonidae. The record is from RefSeq and is a predicted model, not a curated record. Gene Ontology annotation, biological process: negative regulation of canonical NF-kappaB signal transduction; positive regulation of JNK cascade. Gene Ontology annotation, cellular component: cytoplasm. Gene Ontology annotation, molecular function: protein binding.
CGUACUUUUCCGAAGUGUUUCUAAACCAGAGGAAGCAAGAAGGAAUAUUAUAUAUAAUAAAAAAUUAUAAUAUAUUAUAAAAUAUAUAUAUUUAAAAAAUGUUUUUUACGUAUUUGUAAUAAUAUCUGUGAAUAUUACCGUCAGACAAGCCUGAAGUUUAUUUAACAUUGGCAACCCCCCCCAAACAUAUUUUUUGUUGGUUGCUGUGCGGAUGAGGAUCUAAAAGUGGCUAGCAAUUUAGGCUAAUGUUAGUCACGAACGGGAUCAUCAUUUUGAGAUUUAUCAGCCAGUGAAGUAGCAAGCGUCUUGGCUAAAUCUUGAAUAAUUUCAGUGACUAUGGCGGAGGGAGCGGGGAUAAAUGCAUUUACCUCCAGGGUUACAAAAAGAGUUAGCAAUGUGAAUGUUGCUCCUGCACCCGCAAACAUGCGACGGAAAAGUCGACAACAAAGUCAAAGGCGGACUACACACAACCGGGUGGUUCUGGAGCGGGUCCUGGGCAUCACCACCUCUAACGGCAGUGGGCUGGCCUGUGACCCCAACACUGGCCUAGUGGCCUACCCAGCUGGGUGUGUUGUUGUAAUCCUGCACCCAAAGAAAAACAAACAGACCCACAUCCUCAACACUUCAAGAAAAACCUUCACUGCCUUGGCCUUCUCUCAGGAUGGAAAGUAUUUGGUCACUGGUGAGAGUGGUCACAUGCCCUGUGUGCGGGUUUGGGACGUGGCCGAGCAGGCCCAGGUGGCAGAGGUACAGUGCCAUAAGUACGGGGUGGCCUGUGUGGCCUUCUCAACCAACAGCAGCUACAUCGUGUCCGUAGGCUACCAGCACGAUAUGACCGUCAGCGUCUGGGAGUGGAGGAAGGGGACGGUGAUAGCGUCCAACAAGGUGUCUAGCAGAGUUCUGUCCGUCUCCUUCUCUGAAGACAACAGCUACUUCGUCACGGCAGGAAACCGACAUGUCAAGUUCUGGUACCUCGACGCCUCUAAAGAGAGACGGGUGAACAGCACGGUGCCUUUGAUUGGCCGAUCAGGAUUGCUAGGGGAACAGAGGAACAGCAUGUUCUGUGGUCUGUCGUGUGGGCGGGGCAACAUGGCCAGCAGCACCUAUUGCAUCACUUCCUCUGGCCUGCUGUGUCAGUUCAACAGCAGGAGGAUGCUUGACGCCUGGGUGGACCUCAAGACCACCUCUGCUCGCUGUCUGUCGGUGAACGAAGUGUUUAUCUUCUGUGGCUGUGCAGAUGGUACCGUCCGCCUCUUCAGCCCCCAGAACCUUCAUUACAUCACCACCCUGCACCGGCCACACUGCCUGGGAGUGGACGUCACACAGGGCCUUCAGCCAGGGCAUCUUUUUGUUGCCGACCCCAAGGCAGAAUACCCAGACACCCUAGCCUUGACCUUUGACCCUGUAACCCGUCACCUGACCUGUGUGUACAACGAUCACAGCGUGUACGUCUGGGACGUCCGUGACAUCAAGAAUGUAGGGAAGGUCUACUCUGCCCUCUACCACAGCGGCUGUGUCUGGAGUCUAGAGACAUAUCCUGACAUGGAUCUGUCCUGCUCCUGUCUGCCCCCUGGGUCUUUCCUCACCUGCUCUUCAGACAACACCAUCCGGCUGUGGCACAGCGACCCGGGACUGGUGCAGGGAACCAGCUGCCUGCGUAACCUCUACAGCCACGAUCUGUUGAGGAUUGUGUAUGUGGGGGAGGAUACCCAGCACCUUCAGACGGAUGGGGAGAGAGGAGAGGGGGGCGGGAUGGACGCCAAGUCAGGGAUCAGAGUCCUGGGCAUCAGUCCUGAUGGACAACAUCUGGCGGCUGGAGACCGCAACGGAAACGUACAUAUAUUUGGUCUACAGUUCAUGGAUCAGCUGCAGAAGAUUGAAGCCCACGACUCUGAGGUUCUGUGUCUGGAGUUCUCCCCUGCAGAGACGGGGCUUCACCUGCUGGCGUCGGCCAGUCGAGACCGUCUCAUCCACAUCUUCAACAUGGAGAAGAGCUACAGUCUGGAGCAGACCGUCUAUGACCACUCUGCCUCCAUCACCGCUAUCAAGUUCACUGGAGUCAGCCCAGAGGUCCUCAUGGUGAGCUGUGGUGCUGAUAAGAGUAUCUACUUCCGCACUGCUGAACAGUCUUCGGAGGGUCUGAACUUUGCCCGUAGUCACCACGUAGUAGAGAAGACCACUCUGUAUGAUAUGGACCUGGACGCUACACACACACACACCGCCAUCGCCUGUCAGGACCGGAAUAUCAGAGUGUACAACGUGAAGAGUGGCAAGAUGAAGAAGUGUUUCAAAGGUUCUACAAGUGACGACGGAACACUGCUGAAGGUUCAGAUGGACCCCGCUGGAAUAUACCUAGCAACAAGCUGCUCUGAUAAGAGCAUCUGUAUCUUUGACUAUGAGUCAGGAGAGUGUGUGGCCACCUUGUUCGGUCACUCAGAGAUUGUGACUGGGAUGAGGUUCAGCCAGGACUGCAGACACCUUAUUACCAUAUCUGGAGACAGCUGUGUGUUCCUGUGGAGGCUGGACUCCCAGAUGACUAACUCUAUGAGGAAGAGACUGGCUGAGAGGAAACGGACAGCUGGAGUGACGACUACCGCCAAUGUUCCGACCAAGGAGCAUCUUAUCCGGAGAGAGACCUUCAUCACUGUGCCAUUGGGCCACCUCCCCCAGGCAGGAGAGGAAGAGGAGGAAGAUGAUCCCAGGACUCCUGCUAGAUGUGACAUCACUCAUGACAUCCUUGCUCUAGACCCCAUGGUUCCACAGACCAACGGCAAACUGCCCAUGUGGGCCAGGAAACUGGGUCCCACAGCAGGCACCACUGUUCUCCCUGCCGAGCUCCAGCCAGCACACCUCCAGCCGCGCGGGCGCUGGGCAGAGCAGCUCAACCCCCUGGCCAUCCGCUCUGUCCUGGAGACACACAGCCUGCAGCGCCCUCUCUCCCCCACCCCCCGCAGAGCAGAGGGACCAGGAGAGGAGGAGGAGGAGGAAGAUGAGGAGGAAGAUUCAUACUUCCACCCUCAAAGCCUGGACAGCCUGCUUGGAGAGGAGGAGGAAGAUGUGGCAGUGGUGGUGGAGGAGGAGGAAGAUGUGGAGGAGGAGGAAGAUGUGGUGGAGGAUGACGACAACGAAGAUCAGGGUUCUGGGUCUCUUCAGAGGCCUGGGUUCCUGGCCCUACCGGACGGUGAUGACAUGUUUGGUCCAGGCCUCGGUAGCUACGUUCUUUACCCGGCUAACAGCACCACGCUGUCCACUGGAGGAGGAGAGGGUGAGUUUGGCCAGCGGCAGCAGGGCUGGGGAGGAGAGGACGAGCUGAGUCCAGACAGCGCCUGUUGUGUUGGUUCUGCAGAGAGCCAGGACCAACCCCAGGAUGAUACUGACUCCCUGAGCCAGGUGAGUUCUACAGGUAGUUCUGGAGUGGAGGAAGAGGAGGAAGAUCCACAGACACUCCUUAGACAACACUUUGACACCAUGGCCAACCACCUGAGCAACGAGGAGAGGUUUGAGACUGACCUGUCCAGUCUGCAGUCUCCACCCAUAGAGACAGAGAGCCUCUUCCUCAACCCCCGAUUCAGCAUCUCUACACGCUUCCUGUCUCGUUUCCAGAGCCGACUCCGUGGUCCUGGUUCUGCCCUGCGUCCUGCUCCUCUCCCGCCCAGCAUCACCGAGGAGCCCAGCAGCCACUCCUCUCCUGACCCGACCCCCUGCCUCAACACUACUCAGGCCAACUCCAAGCAGUUUGUUGUGAGCAGUACUACAGAAUCUGUUCAAGAGGAGAGCCAGAACCCUGAUGUGUCCGAUAAAACCCUGAGGUCUCAGUCUAGUGGUCCGUCAUCAUCAUCCGGCUCCACCCUCAAACCCUCCCAGCCCGGCCUGGACAAGGAGCCCCUGCCCCGGCUGCCUCGCCAGCGUUACAUGGGCACCACCACCAGCUCCAGAGCCAAGAGGUCCCAGGGUGAGGGCCUGAACAUCUCCCCGACUGAGGAGCACCCUGCUGGGGGGAAGAUCAUGGAGGCGAGCGCCUCAUCCCUCCAGGACCUCCAGAACGUUACAGACCCGGAGUGCAAGGAGAAUCUGCCGCCCCCUGUAGUCCCGCCCCCUGUAGUCCCGCCCCCUGUAUCCCACACCACCACCCCUUCCUCAGUGGAGCCUCCUGCUCCUGCCAGCCAGCCUCCCUCCGUCCCUCCUUCUCCUGCGGGGAACCACAGAGCCAGAGCAGCUCUCCACCUGGACCUGGCUGUGCCCUCUGACCCCCCCACCCUAACCUUCCCUCUGGCCUCCCACAAGUCCCAGAGGAGGUUUGGAGACUCGACCCGUCCGACCCGCCACGCCUUGGUCACCCCAACUGAGAUGCGUUCUCUUGGGAAGGAGGCGAAGAGGUGCCUCCGUAACAUGGAGGACAGCUUGGUGCCACGGGGAGGAUUACCAGGGCUCCGCAGCAGCCCGGCCCCCACCACGUCUCCGGCCCCCCAUCUGUGCCCAACCCUCCCUCAGGCCCAGCUCACUGAGAACCCCUCCCAUCUGCCCCAGCUGCAGCAGGCUAGCGAUAGUCCUGUCUCUGGUUCUGCCUGUUCCUUCCCUCUCCACGGUGACUCUGGUCUCCACGGUGACUCUGGUCUCCACGGUGACUCUGUAGAGGAACCCCUGAACCUUCAGAUGUGUCACCAGGUGGCCAACGAGUUGAGGCACACCAUGAGAAGAGCCGUCACAUUCUACAACAAGGUCUGCUGUAUGACAGACAGCCCAGAGCAGCAGGGCCAGAUGUCGGCCAUUUUAAAAGAGGCAUUUUGUGUGGCGCAGACGGAGCUGGCCUCUGUGUUUCCUUCGGGUCAGAGGUCAGCAGCAGGUCACAGCGCCCCCUGUCCCCUGGAGGACUCUCCAGGUCGCCAGCUGAGAGACGACCGGACCGUGGCUCUAUUAGAGAAAUACUCUGAGAUGCUGCUGUUCAUUGCUGAGAAGAAGAUGGACAGUAGCUAGUUGAUGGGUUUGACUAGAUGGGAUGCCCCGCUAAUAUCAGAAGUUACUUUUCGUAGCAGGUUAGGGGAAUUAGGUUAAGGUUAGGAAAAGUUAUCCCUGGAUGCGACUCGAAUAUGCACGUUUUAAUAGACAUGACCCUAGCUGAUGGAGGAUGAGACAAGACGUCCUUACGCGAAGCAAAUAUUAACUAACCAGAUGUGAGCAAUUAGAUGCUUUCACUUCUAACCAGACUGUUUUCAAUAGCAUCCUGUCUCUUCUCACCAGACUGUUUUCAAUAGCAUCCUGUCUCUUCUCACCAGACUGUUUCAAUAGCAUCCUGUCUCUUCUAACCAGACUGUUUUCAAUAGCAUCCUGUCCCUUCUAACCAGACUGUUUUCAAUAGCAUCCUGUCUCUUCUCACCAGACUGUUUCAAUAGCAUCCUGUCUCUUCUCACCAGACUGUUUUCAAUAGCAUCCUGUCUCUUCUCACCAGACUGUUUUCAAUAGCAUCCUGUCUCUUCUCACCAGACUGUUUCAAUAGCAUCCUGUCCCUUCUAACCAGACUGUUUUCAAUAGCAUCCUGUCCCUUCUCACCAGACUGUUUUCAAUAGCAUCCUGUCUCUUCUCACCAGACUGUUUUCAAUAGCAUCCUGUCUCUUCUCACCAGACUGUUUUCAAUAGCAUCCUGUCUCUUCUAACCAGACUGUUUUCAAUAGCAUCCUGUCUCUUCUAACCAGACUGUUUUCAAUAGCAUCCUGUCUCUUCUCACCAGACUGUUUUCAAUAGCAUCCUGUCUCUUCUCACCAGACUGUUUUCAAUAGCAUCCUGUCUCUUCUAACCAGACUGUUUUCAAUAGCAUCCUGUCUCUUCUCACCAGACUGUUUUCAAUAGCAUCCUGUCUCUUCUCACCAGACUGUUUUCAAUAGCAUCCUGUCUCUUCUCACCAGACUGUUUCAAUAGCAUCCUGUCUCUUCUCACCAGCCUGUUUUCAAUAGCAUCCUGUCUCUUCUAACCAGACUGUUUUCAAUAGCAUCCUGUCUCUUCUAACCAGACUGUUUUCAAUAGCAUCCUGUCUCUUCUCACCAGACUGUUUUCAAUAGCAUCCUGUCUCUUCUCACCAGCCUGUUUUCAAUAGCAUCCUGUCUCUUCUCACCAGCCUGUUUUCAAUAGCAUCCUGUCUCUUCUCACCAGCCUGUUUUCAAUAGCAUCCUGUCUCUUCUCACCAGACUGUUUUCAAUAGCAUCCUGUCUCUUCUCACCAGCCUGUUUUCAAUAGCAUCCUGUUCCUUUUAACCAGACUGUUUUCAAUAGCAUCCUGUCUCUUCUCACCAGACUGUUUUCAAUAGCAUCCUGUCUCUUCUAACCAGACUGUUUCAAUAGCAUCCUGUCUCUUCUCACCAGACUGUUUUCAAUAGCAUCCUGUCCCUUCUCACCAGACUGUUUUCAAUAGCAUCCUGUCUCUUCUCACCAGACUGUUUUCAAUAGCAUCCUGUCUCUUCUCACCAGCCUGUUUUCAAUAGCAUCCUGUUCCUUUUAACCAACAGCACCUUUUUUUUAAACCUGACCGGACGACUGUCUCUGUAUAUUAGAAUGUUUAUUUAGAUGAGUUUUAAACCCCAUACUUUCAGUGAAAUGUUUAGCACCUCAUUAGAGACUGACUGAAAUACGUCACUGGUAAACACACGCUUCACAAUCUAGUUUAAAGUUUCCAAGUUGUUUAAAAUCUUUUAGCUUUGUCUUAUUUUCCUAUUUAUCUUAAUUAAUGGAUGUUUUAUUUCAUGUUUUCUUUAUUUUUUGCUUAUUACUUUGUUUUG